Argentina anserina (silverweed cinquefoil) is the source of this 1533-nucleotide messenger RNA. Its product is annotated as alpha-galactosidase 1-like. The transcript is spliced from 15 exons. Gene Ontology annotation, cellular component: plant-type cell wall. Lineage: Eukaryota; Viridiplantae; Streptophyta; Magnoliopsida; Rosales; Rosaceae. Gene Ontology annotation, molecular function: hydrolase activity, hydrolyzing O-glycosyl compounds. Gene Ontology annotation, biological process: carbohydrate metabolic process. The record is from RefSeq and is a predicted model, not a curated record. Bases 58 to 1341 code for a protein of 427 amino acids.
CUUCCCUGCGGUAAAGAGAUACACAGUCUGACAAGGGAGAUAAAUAGAUAGAGGUGAAUGAGAGAGAGAGAGAGAGACAGAGAGAGACAGAGAGAGAUGGUUAAUAUGAGUGGUGCUGGUGCUGCUGUAGUAAAGAGGAUGAUGGUAAUGCCUGUGUUGAUGGUCAUGUUAAUGGGUGCUUACGCUUCACCGAUAAGACGAAUGAUGGUGGCAGAUAUCAAAGAGCUGCAGAGACGGAAUCUGCUUGCUAAUGGGCUUGGAGUGACUCCUCCCAUGGGGUGGAAUAGUUGGAAUCACUUCAACUGCAAAAUUGAUGAACAGAUCAUCAAAGCAACUGCUGAUGCUCUGAUUUCCACUGGUCUCUCUAAACUUGGGUACACUUAUGUUAACAUAGAUGAUUGUUGGGCCGAAGUAGCUCGUGAUGACAAGGGUAAUCUAGUGCCCAAGAAGUCUACAUUUCCAUCUGGCAUAAAAGCUCUUGCAGAUUAUGUGCACAGCAAGGGACUGAAGCUAGGAAUCUACUCAGAUGCAGGGUACUUUACUUGCAGCAAAACCAUGCCUGGUUCACUUGGUCACGAGGAACAAGAUGCCAAAAUUUUUGCUUCUUGGGGUAUUGAUUAUUUGAAGUAUGACAACUGUAAUAAUGACAACUCCAAACCAACUGUCAGAUAUCCUGUCAUGACCCGAGCGCUGAUGAAAGCAGACCGUCCCAUAUUCUUUUCCCUGUGUGAAUGGGGAGAUUUGCAUCCUGCUUUAUGGGGUGCUAAAGUUGGAAACAGCUGGAGAACUACUAAUGACAUUUCUGAUACAUGGGAAAGUAUGGUCUCUAGAGCAGACAUGAAUGAAGUUUAUGCUGAAUUUGCCAGACCUGGUGGUUGGAAUGAUCCCGACAUGCUUGAGGUGGGAAAUGGAGGAAUGACAAAGGAUGAAUAUGUAGUCCAUUUUAGCAUAUGGGCUAUAUCUAAGGCUCCUCUUCUUAUUGGUUGUGAUGUGAGGAAUAUGACAAAAGAGACUAUGGAGAUCAUUGCAAAUAAAGAGGUUAUCUCUGUCAACCAAGAUCCGCUUGGUGUCCAAGCUAAAAAGGUCAGAAUGGAAGGGGAUCUUGAGGUUUGGGCUGGUCCCCUUUCAGGCUACAGAGUUGCCUUACUCCUCGUCAAUCGAGGCCCGUGGCGAACAUCCAUUACAGGCCACUGGGAUGACAUUAGUAUCCCACCAAACACUGUUGUUGAAGCAAGAGAUCUUUGGGAGCACAAGACACUAAAGCAAAGAUUUGUUGGAAACUUGACAGCAACCAUGGACUCUCAUGCAUGCAAAAUGUAUGUGCUGAAGCCAAUCUCUUAGUCAUGCACCUGAUGCACGGGUUGAACUUUGUUCCGUCGCCAUGUCCCUAAGGGGUGUAUUCAAUGUAGAUUUUAAAUUAUUACGGCUGAUGCUUUAUAAUCCGUAGAUUCUUGUAGAUUAGGGAUGGUUUACAUAUUGUUUAAGAAUGUGGAUGGUUCUGAGAAAUAAUACCAACGUGGAUCAGCCGAUCAA